Molecule: messenger RNA, 3480 nt
Organism: Gadus morhua (Atlantic cod)
Lineage: Eukaryota; Metazoa; Chordata; Actinopteri; Gadiformes; Gadidae
Gene: faim2b
Product: Fas apoptotic inhibitory molecule 2b
Exons: 12
Coding region: 1288-2082 (264 amino acids)
Biological process (GO): negative regulation of apoptotic signaling pathway
Cellular component (GO): endoplasmic reticulum; Golgi apparatus; membrane
Source: RefSeq, a predicted model, not a curated record
AGACAAGUUUACUUAAAGGCGAUUUGGAUUUGGAUUCUAUUGUUUUUAUUGCUUUGUAUUGAUCUUUGCUCUGUUUUGAUGUUGUGCAAGUGUUUAAAAUAUUUUGUUAAUUAUACAUGUAAGGUGUCCUUAAGUGGCCUGAAAGGUGCCCAUAUGAUAGAAAAAUGCAUUUUAUUAUCAUUAUUAUUCUUACUAUUAUUACUAUUAUUACUUGGCUGAAUACCUUUUGAGUUUUACCCAAUAUUGGAUAUGGUAGAAUCAAAUCCUAUAUAUUUGACCUGUAGGCCUAUACCGUGUUCAUUGAUGCAACCGUUCCACACAUAACACGUAAGCCAACAUUGGAUUAAAGGGGAAGGGAAAUCCCAUUUGUGUGUACAUCCCGUGUAUCCCAUGUCCAUAUCUUUAGUGGCUUAAGGCCUUAUGUUGUAUCUCAUUAAAGCUGCCUGGCUGUUACUCAACCAGUCUUACACAAACCAUGCGGUCAUCGAUGCCACCAGGCACCAGGCCAAUGGGUUCGGUGGUCAUCAUCACACAAUGACGCUCAUAUUGCAUACCUGCUAAUGGACAGAUAUAAUUCUGAACCGAUUUGACCUCUUGGUAAAUUAUAUUAAUAAAUAUUUUCAUGUUAUGGAGAAGGAAAGCUUACAUUUGUUCACAAUUCAUUAAUAGAUAUAAAUCUGUAAAACAAAUGCUUGGUAUAAGAUAAUAUUCGUGUCACUAAAUAAUGCAAAAUUAAACUUUAAAUUUGGGCACAAUUAAAUGUUUGUAAUAAAACGCACAAUAUGAAUAGAGAAUGUUUAUAAUGAUUAACAAGCAACCCUAAUGUGUCUGAGCUGCUCCUCAACAACUUCCUACUACUCUGUCGUCUAUAAAACAAAGGUCUCGCUCCACAUCAUACGAACAUCCCUAUCUUGUUGGUACGGUCCUUCCUCACCACAGCGCUUGGCUCUACCUGGACGCAGUCGGACGACCCCAUCAGGCCGAGGACGGGGGUGGAGGAUGGAUCGGGGUUAGAGAGGGCUUAAACGCAUGCUGUUCUGUAAAGGUUUAGUGUAAUCCGCACAGUUGACAGACACUCAAAAUAACCGCUGUGUACGCAGCACUCCGCAACCUUGCGGUGGAAGAAACCAAGACGUGAGGACGAGAGGAAAAAUCCCGGACACAAGCCACACUUAUUUAAGAGUACGCUAUUCAAGAAGAGAGUUCAAAUCCCGCGGGAGACGCUUGAGAAACGACCCCACAGAUACAUUCUAGUAAACAUCCCAAAGAGGAGCCUAAGGAGUGAAGAUGUCAAAGGGGAAGGGGGUCCCUGCAUCUGGCGUUCAGGGAGCCAAGGCAGAGAAUGAGCAGCCACCGACCUAUCAGGAAGCUGUUGAAGGCUAUGAGGAGAUGCAGAUCCAGUUCUCUCUGGACGACAAGGCGGUGAGAAGGAUCUUCAUUAGGAAGGUCUAUGCUAUCCUCAUGAUCCAGCUGCUGGUGACAGUAGCUAUCGUUUCUCUCUUCACGUUUAGCGGGCCGGUGCGGUUCUACAUCCAGACCCACCCUGGGUUAUACAUGGGCUCCUAUUUGACCUUCUUUGCUACGUACAUCGCAUUGACCUGCUGCGGGGAUCUCAGGAGGCAGUACCCAAUGAACCUUGUUUUGUUAUGCAUCUUUACUCUGAGUAUGGCCUCCAUGAUGGGCUUCAUGUCAAGCUUCUACAACACCAAGUCAGUGGUGCUGUGCCUGGGAAUCACCGCUAUCGUCUGUCUCUCUGUCACCCUGUUCAGCUUCCACAGCAAGUUUGACUUCACUUCCUGCCAAGGGGUGAUGCUCGCCCUCUGCGUGGUGAUGCUGCUCUGCGCCAUCACCCUCUCCAUCGUCGUGCCCUUCGGAUACGUUCCCUGGUUACAUGCAGUCUACGCCGUCAUAGGAGCCAUCCUCUUCACUCUGUUCCUGGCCUUUGACACUCAGCUGUUGCUAGGUAACAAGCGUUACGCCAUCAGUCCGGAGGAGUAUGUGUUCGCCACGCUGAACCUCUACCUGGACAUCGUCUACCUGUUCAGCUUCCUGCUGCAGUGCGUCGGGGGCGGCCGGGAAUGAAUUUUCAUUCAUUCAUUCAUUCAUUCAUUCAUUCUGCACUGAAUGACCUGCUUCCUGUCGUCAUCGUCAUUAUUCAUAUUAUCAUCCUCACUAUUCUUCACUAUCUCACUAUCUUUUCAUCACCAGUAAUAUUAUAAUUAACAUCAUUCGAAAUAUGAAUGUGAUCAUCAUUAUACAUAUUAAUAUUAUCGUCAUUAGUAAUAUUAUUAUGAUAAUCAUUCGUAAUAUUAAUGUGGUAAUCAUUAUCAAUAUUAAUAUUAUCACCAUUAUUCAUAUCCGCUCGCUCUCUGAUAUUACGAUCCCGUUGCAGGUCAGAUAUAACCCUGGGUCUUCUUAUUUGAUACUUGUUCCAGUGAACCCGGUCAUAUUCCCGCCCACAGAGUGGCGGUGAAAGGAUUGGCCCUCUGGUUUCUAGACGUGGCUUUAGAAAAGACAACGAAAGGAAUGUGCUGAAAAGGAAAAUGUUGUAGAUGAGACCGCAGAGGUCUUGAGCGACAGAGUCCUCCUCCUGUCUGUCCUCACUCCCGGGUUGGGCUGGGCCUCAUGUUACAGCCAGUCUCACCCGGUCUGAGUCCUUGUUGUGGGGUUCUCACUACCCUCCCCUUGUAGGGGUGGUGCUACACACGUAAGCAGACAUAGCGCAACCCUCCCCUCCCAUCUCACCCCCGACACUGAUACGACGAGACCCCCAACCAAGACCCCCCUACCAAGCCCAGGUGUCCACUACAUCGUUCCCCCCCCCCACGGUGGUCAGGGGAUUCAGUAAACCUGCACUUUAAUCCUGAACUCCGCUGGGUUGGCUCUUCGAAAUAGCAGAGUCGUUCAGAAAGUCCUCAUGACUGCAGAGAGGGUGGCUUGAGGUCGGGCCUGUUAGGCUCAGCUAUGAGGGGAUGGGGUUUGAUUCCCGUCUGGACCGCACACACUGACACACUCACAGUUCAUGCACUCUGACACUAUGAAUGACCAAAUGGGUCUACAGGAUUACACAGUGAUUUGUAAGCAUUUAAUUUUGUGUUUUUAAUGUUUUUUUUUAUGUGUUCUUCUGCAGAUGAUAAUAAGGUCCAACUUUAUUCAUAUUUAUGUUCUAAAUAGUGCCGGAUGUUGAUAUUGUUUAGCUUGUUUUGUGAGAUGGUGGUUACGGAGGCGAGAGAAUGAGAUUACCUCAGAUACAGAAGUACUGAAGUACAGUAGGACUGGAGGCCUGAAGGACAGAGAGACACAGAGCUCAGGCUCUUUGGCCUUCUGGGUCUUCACAUGGGAACAGAAAUAAAACAGCUUCAAAUCUAGAUUAAUCAGGAGUCUAUUUUUUAUAGAAUAAGUAUAGAACUAUUUAUAUAGUUACUGAAAUUCCUGUUUUUUUUCGAUAUGCAAAUAAAUUCAAGCACUAUAAUUCACUAC